Molecule: messenger RNA, 4019 nt
Organism: Exserohilum turcica Et28A
Lineage: Eukaryota; Fungi; Ascomycota; Dothideomycetes; Pleosporales; Pleosporaceae
Exons: 3
Coding region: 122-3874 (1250 amino acids)
Biological process (GO): protein transport to vacuole involved in ubiquitin-dependent protein catabolic process via the multivesicular body sorting pathway
Cellular component (GO): ESCRT-0 complex
Molecular function (GO): protein binding
Source: RefSeq, a predicted model, not a curated record
CCACCUGUGCCUGCGGUAGUCCCUCUGUUCAGCCCGAGGGACUGCAGCCGUCGGUCUUUGUCUCGCGAGCCCCGUGCAGCUGGAGCCCGUCAUCGCCGCCAACCCACGCCCGCCCGCCGCCAUGUACAAGGUCAAGGCCGUCUACGACUACUCGUCGCCCCACGAGGACGACCUCGACUUCAAGGCUGGCCAGAUCAUCGCCGUCACCGAGGAGGAGGGCGACGACUGGUAUGUCGGCGAGUACACAGACAGUGCCGGCAACAAGCACGACGGCCUCUUCCCCAGGAACUUUGUCGAGCGCUACGAGCCCGAGCCGCCGCCACGACCCAAUCGGGCAUCACGACACAAGCCAUUGGAACCGCCCGCCGCGCAAGAAGCACCUCCCGUGCCCCAGGUGGCCCAGCAGGACCCCGAGCCAGUCAAGCACGAGGCCCCCGAGCCGCCCAAGCCCCAGCCGCCUCCGGUAGAGAUCCCGGCUGCCGCCAAAAACACGCCUCUGCCCAUGUCGCCCAUGUCGCCCAUGUCGCCCGCGUCUGCAUCCAAUGCAAAGUCACCGGCGCCAUUGCACGCGCAGCCUGAGGCAGCGAAGCCGCCUACACCCGCCAAGAAGGCCCCGCCGCCCGUCGCUGCCAAGUCCAAUGCCUUUCGAGAUCGCAUCGCGGCUUUCAAUACUCCCGCCGCCGCCCCGAUCCAGCCAUUCAAGCCUUCGGGUGGCGCGCCCACCAGCUUUAUCAAGAAGCCAUUUGUUGCUCCCCCACCCAGCCGCAACGCGUACAUACCUCCUGCUCGAGAGGCCCCGCCAAUCAAGACUUAUCGCCGCGAAGAAGACCCCGAGAUUGCAGAGCGCCAGGCGCGAGACCAGAAUGACGCUGAGCGUGCUGGCCUCGUUUCCCAUGACACUGCGAAUUCCAAUGAGGGCGAGGAGCCACAGCAGCCCAAGAUCAGCUUGAAGGAACGAAUCGCUCUUCUUCAGAAGCAGCAGCAGGAGCAGGCCGAGAGGGCUGCCGCAAUGCAAAAGGAGAAGCCCAAGCGGCCACCUGUAGCGAAACGGCCUGGGUCUCAGGAUGCCCAAGCUGACGAUAGCGAAGACACUGGCCUGGAACGGGUGGGUAGUGGGACUUCCAAGCCUCGUGCGUCAGUGGACCAGGCUCGUCCACGUACGUCACAGGAUGUCAAGUCUCCCGAUUCACAGAUGCGUAACCGCGAGCUGUUCAGCGAGAAUGAUGCCGAUCAAUCAGGCGCCGGCGAUACGGAAGAUGCAGGGGCUGAGUCUACAAGCGUCGAAGACGAUGAGGACAGACCAAAGAGUAGACAUCCGCCUCCACCAGCACCUCGAGCUGCUGCUGCCCCGGCGCAAGAGCCCGAUGUUGGCGAUGAACAAGAUGCAGCUGAAGAAGACGAGGAAGAGGAAGACGAGGUGGAUGCCGAAACAAGACGGAAACUGGAGCUGCGCCAGCGUAUGGCUAAGAUGAGCGGGGGCAUGGGAAUGCCCGGCAUGUUUGGCGGUGUACCUAUGGGUGCUCUUCCUCCAAAACCCCCAAAGCCUGCAAAGAAGAAGUCGAUCACGGACAAGAAGGUCGAGGAAUCAGAGGGAUAUACUUCGCCUCAGCAGCCAGUGCCCAUGUUCCGCAUUCCUCCUUUGCCACAGGCACAGGCACAACCCCAGGGUCAGGAACAGGACAACCGCUCACUUUCUGUGGAAAAGGAAGAAGAAGUACCACCCCCAGUGACUGGUUCCCAUGCAGCAGACGAGGUACCCGAUGUAGAGGAUGUUGUCUCCCAGCCGGUCGAGCGCACACCCACUGCCGAGGGCCCCCCACCGGUGCCAUUAGACAGUAAGUUCCUGGUUCCUCGCAAGUCGAUUUGCGCCUUCACACAACAUGGCCAAGACUACCUGCAGCUGCCAUUUCCCGAGACACUGUCAAAGACCUAUGUUACUUGUGACGGUGUGUCGGAAUAUGUCAUGACUGUAUGCGUGUCUAAACGGCCUGCACCCCCACCAGUACCCUCAACGUCUCGACCCGCACCACCGCCGCCUCCACAGGUCUUAUCACCAGGCCCUGGCUCCGAGUCUGGUGACGAGUUGACAGAUGCCGCUAACACGCCAUCUGCUUCUUUCCAACCGCCACUUGCAAAGCGGACUUCUUACUUUUCCACUGGUGAGCCAUCACACGAUUUAUCCGAAAGGCGCGUACCGCCCAUUCCGGGAACGGGCCCUGGAUUUCCAUCAGCAAGCCGACCACCUCCCCCGCCACCACCUCCUCAGGCACCCCCUUCGCGCCACGGAGAACUACCCAUACGCAAACUGGAUCGAAAUGAGGGGGAGACAGACUACGAAGGCGACUACGAUACGGACAUGGCGCCAGAGGCAACUCACAAGGAUGCUUUGAAGUCACAUGCUAGGAGUUCGAGCGUCGAAGAGGACACGGCAGCAGACGAGCCAGUCUUGGGACGAUCACCAACUAUACCUCACGGUAUGCCACCGGUACCUCCUGUCCAGCGUGCAAUGCCCCCACCUCCUCCACCUCAGCAGCCGCCCGGUCGAUCGUCAGUCGAUGUUCCUCGUGGUGCUCCUCCUCUGCCGCCAAUGGCACUGCCAAACCGCAAUGCUCAGCCCGGAGGGGAUGAUGAUGACGAUGAAUAUGAUCCCUUCAAGUAUUCGGGUCCUCGCCCGACCAGUUCACCUCCAGCCUCUAGAGCAGCCCCGCCGCCUCCACCAGGUCAACCUCCUCUGCCACAAAGUCGUCCUCCACCGCCUAUGCCUCCAUCUGGUCCUCCCACUUUGCCUAAUCAGAGAGCCGAGUCAGAGGACGAGGAUGAGCUGUACUCAUCACCUCCACCUCGAAAAUCUCAUGAUCGUGCGCCACCCCCACCCCCUCAGGUUCCGCCCCAUCAACAUGCUCCUCCACCUCUUCCCCACCAGCAUGGGCCACUUUUCCCAUCUCAAGAAAGAGGCGCGCCGCCGCCGCCGCCUCCUCCUCCACAAGAGGCUCAGUCUCCGCUGAUACCACCCAUGGAACCACAGCCGCGGUUAUUGUCGAGUCGGAAGUCACUUGACGCGGGUCAUUUGAUGGCUACACGGUCGUCGAUGGAUCAGGCCCGUCCGACUUCUAUGCUGCAUCAGGACUUCAUCGCGCAGGAGCUUGAUCUCGGUGCUUCAUCUCAUUGGUGGACUCAGCCGAACUUGUUACCGCCAUCAUUGCAAGGCCGUAAGGAUGUGAUUGUCGACAUGAAGGAAUCACAGUCGGGCAACACUGUAGAGAAGUUGAUCAAGGUCCUGUACCUCGACUACUCGCAGACGAUCAUCUCUGCUCGCUUCGAGGCGAAUAAUGUCUCUGACGUGGACCUUGAACAACGCACGGAGCCGCCGCCUCCUCGCCAGCGUCCUGAUCAGCUUGAGAGCGCGUAUGAGCAGUUUGGCCGGCAGAUUGCCAAAGCCAUUGAAUCCAAACAAAACACGGUUGUUGGAAAUGGCGCACCUCAUGUGCUGAUUGUCGAGCUGCUCAAGCCUUUUAGUGACGCUCUCCCGCCAAUCUCGACUCGCUCGUACGGUGCUCUCGUUUACGCCAACUUGGCCAACGCGUCGACGCAGUCUUACGACGAAAUCCGGCCUGGUGAUAUCAUUAGCUUCCGCAACGCCAAGUUCCAGGGCAAGACGGGACCGAUGCAUGCCAAAUACAGCAUGGAUGUGGGCAAGCCGGAUCACGUAGGCGUGGUAAUCGAAUGGGAUGGCAGCAAGAAAAAGGUUCGAGCAUGGGAACAGGGGCGUGAGCACAAAAAGGUGAAGACGGAAAGUUUCAAGAUGGGGGAUUUGAGAUCCGGGGAAGUACGCGUUUGGCGUGUGAUGAGUAAGAGUUGGGUUGGAUGGAAUUAGGGAGAUGUACAGUUUGCGACGAGGACGGACGGCCGAUGGCAGUGUGGUUGGUAGUCCGUGGGUGUGAGGGUGUAUCGUUUGGUAGUCUUGAACAGUCUAUUGCAAUCGUGUCUAGAAGCAUGUGUGUAGAUGUUUUGUAUCUUGU